AUGUGUUUAGUGGCAAUUGUUGGAAUGAUCACCAAUGGUAUCUAUAUGAUUGUUGGGAUGGUACAGGGAAGCCGUGAGAUGAAUCGGGCGCCCAGAUGGGAUCGGGGUGGAUGGGGGAGUUGGGGCUGGGGCUGGGUGGGCUGGGGACAGGGUCGGGGCGCUGGGGAGCGAGGGGCUGCAACUGGGUCGGGACGGGGUCCACGAGGCGUCGUGACUGGUGGAGCCGGGUUUGGCUCGAUUCUCGGCGGCGGCGGCAGUAGUAGUGCUAAUAUGCGGGUUUCUGUGGCAUACGACAAUCAGGUGGGGGAAUAUAUUUAUUGGGGAAUUUUUCAAAAAAAAAAUUUAAUUGUUUGA
Messenger RNA from Anisakis simplex (herring worm), 354 nucleotides. Lineage: Eukaryota; Metazoa; Nematoda; Chromadorea; Rhabditida; Anisakidae. The record is from the annotation of a GenBank genome assembly.